Mugil cephalus (flathead mullet) is the source of this 4055-nucleotide messenger RNA. It is a transcript of the gene pex1, whose product is annotated as peroxisomal biogenesis factor 1. Gene Ontology annotation, biological process: protein import into peroxisome matrix. Gene Ontology annotation, molecular function: ATP binding; ATP hydrolysis activity. Lineage: Eukaryota; Metazoa; Chordata; Actinopteri; Mugiliformes; Mugilidae. The transcript is spliced from 24 exons. Gene Ontology annotation, cellular component: peroxisome; cytosol; peroxisomal membrane. The coding region runs from base 110 to 3865 and encodes 1251 amino acids. The record is from RefSeq and is a predicted model, not a curated record.
UUGGUCUGGCAUCGUCGCACAGAGCACAUCGAUCAACUUUUGGUUUGUGGUACAUUAAAUGUUAGCACAGCAACUCUCUCUACAAAUCUAACGAAACAAUGUGAAAAUCAUGUUCAGUAAUCAGGGCAUUCAACCUGUGAGUGUUGUUUUUAACAACACAAAAAACUGCUUUCUUCACCUCCCCUCGAAGUUGAUAUCGCAUCUUUCCCUGAACGAGAAUCAGGCCUUGGAGUUGUCCUGGGGCGAUGGUUCCUCAGUGUUUCUCAGCUGGACUCAAAGCAGAACCUCCUCCAGCUUGGACAGCUACAAAGUGGAGUUGUCUCGGCAACUGGGAGAGAAACUAGGCCUUAAAGAUGGAGAGCAGAGCUUCCUGAGAUCGUGUCAUCAGGUCUCCUCACUGCAUCAGGUGUUUGUGGAGCCUCUGUCAUUUGAUGACUGGGAGAUCUUGGAGCUCCACAGCUCUGCUCUGGAGCAGCAACUACUGGAUCAGAUCAGAGUGGUCUUUCAAGAUGGCGUGUUUCCUGUGUGGGUGGACAAUCACACAGUCAUUUACAUCAGAAUAGCUUCUCUCUCUCCGUCUGUACCCUACGGUCGCCUGGAGCAGUUCACAGAACUUGUGGUGUCUCCGAAGAUCCGCGCUGGAGCUGGCAACCUUGGCGGAUCUCCAGCACGAUCCAGCCAGAAACAACAUAUUCACAGAGAACAACAGAUGGAUAUCGCCUCCCCUCCAAGGCCGCCAUUGCAGAGCGCCUCUCCUACUCCUCACGGCCACCAGUGGGGCGGCAUAGCUGACCUGAAAAGCCUGCUUCGCUACGUGAUGAGGGGCACAUAUGAUCCGAUUAAAGAGCAGCCGCUUGUGCCUGACAUCCCUGCCCUUCUCGCUGACUCAUUCUACAGAGUGUGCGGUACGGCCCCCGACUCUCUUCCCGCCUUAAGUCACGUUGCAGUUGGUGUUAUUCAUUUAUUUCCUUCGAGCCACAGUUUGAACUCUGGGCUGUGUGGAGGUCAGUCUCCAGUGACGUAUAGCCUGCUUUCCAAGGUUCCAUCCCCUAAAGAAGUGAGGGACAGGAACAAGCAGGCCGCGGAGAAAAAGAAGAACGUAGGCAUUUCUAAAGACGGUGCUACGGCCGAGGAUGAAGAGAGGGUGAAGGACGAGGAGCCCAUGGUGGUCAGGACAGUGUGCCAUACUACUGAGAUGCUAGCAGGGGGGAAGAGAAGUCAAAGCAAGAGAGAGAUCCACAGUGGAAGAGUAUGGAUCCCUCAGCCCCUGGCCAGCAGGUUGGAUAUCCUGCCACAUUCAACAGUAAGAAUUAAGCCGGUGAAGUCGGCCAUCAAAAUAGCUUCUACUAUUCUCCUACAACCCCUAAAACCACUGCCUGAGGAGGACGACGAGGAGAUCCAGACAGCUUUCCUUGGUUGGUUGCACACUCAGAGUCAUGAACCUUUAGCCUGUCUGACUGCGCGGUCUGGCACCAUCCUCCUACAUGGAACCGAUGCAAAGCUGGAGUUUGCUUUAACUGUGCUGAAGCCAGAACCACAGAAGGAUCCUCCGGACCAGCUGUUUCUACUGGCGCCCACCACCAUCAGGAAGGAAGACAUACAGGUGGACAGAAAGCCAGUGACUGCGCCAUCUGUAAAAGCUGUUGCUGAUACACCAGAGCUUCCCUCCCUCGGCACUCUUGGUGGGAUCAGUGAGCUUAGCAGGACUGGGUUCGAGUUUAUUUCCCACAGCCUUCUGGGUAGUCCCCUCUCUAGGGAGCUGGGUGCGGCCGGACGAGGGGUCCUGGGCGGAGCGCUGCUCGUCACCGGCGCUAAGGGCAGCGGGAAGAGCACUCUGUCCCGAGCCCUCUGCAGGAAAGCUAGAGAGGAUCUGGAUGCACAUGUGGAGGUGGUUGACUGCAAAAAGCUGCAAGGCAAAAGGGCAGAGACUGUGAGACAGAUUCUGCAGGACAUUUUUGAACAGGCAGAGUGGAGGCAGCCGUCGGUCGUGCUGCUCGAUGACCUGGAUCACUUGGCGCGGGCGGCGACCUCACCUGAGCACGAGCACGGCCCCGAGGCGCUGCUGCACAGGCACAUCGCACAGGGUCUGAAGGACGUGGUGGAUGAGGCGGAGGCUCGCUCCAGCCUCGUGUGUGUCGUCAUCACCAGCCAGGGUGAGCUCUCCCUCCACCCUUCUCUGACUGAGGUGCAGGGCUCCCACUUCAUCCAGGGAUUUGUAAACAUCCAGCCUCCGGAUCAGGCCCAGAGAGCGGAGAUCCUGCAUCAUUUGAUCCUCAGGAAGUCCUGCGUGUCUGAGGAAACCUUACAAACUCUUGACUUGGGGGCUGUUGCCAAGGAGACAGAGGGAUACACACCUCAAGAUCUAGCGCUGCUUUUGGAGCGGGCUGCCCACGCAAGCACUGUACGAAGAGGGCACAGCGACCAAGGCUUGUGUCUGUCGUGGAGGGACUUUUCGCAGGCUCUUAAGAGAUUCACUCCUCCCUCGCUGUGGGGCGUAGACCUCCACACCCCGAGUGGGGCUGGACUGGAGAGGGUAGGGGGGCUAAGAGAGGUGCGACAGCAGCUGAUGGACACCAUACUGCUCCCCGCCAAGUAUCCCGUCCUCUUCUCCAAUCUUCCCAUCCGCCAUCGCUCAGGGAUUCUGCUGUACGGAGCUCCUGGUACGGGGAAGACGCUGCUGGCCCGGGCUGUAGCCAAAGACAGUGGCAUGAACUUCAUUAGCAUCAAGGGUCCUGAACUCUUGAGUAAGUACAUCGGGGCCAGUGAGCAGGGAGUCCGUGAUGUCUUCCAGAGGGCACAAGCAGCCAAACCGUGCGUCCUUUUCUUCGACGAGUUUGACUCUCUGGCUCCGAGGAGAGGUCACGACAACACGGGUGUGACCGACCGCGUGGUCAACCAGCUCCUCACCCAGCUGGACGGGGUGGAGGGACUGCAAGGUGUGUAUGUGCUCGCAGCCACCAGCCGUCCAGAUCUGAUUGACCCGGCCCUGCUGAGACCUGGACGACUGGACAAGUCCCUUUACUGCCCCCCACCUGACCUGGAGGCUCGUGUGGAGAUCUUGAAGGCUCUGAGCGCAGGCAUGUCUCUGGCUGCUGAUGUCGACCUGGAGCAGCUGGCAGCCGAGACGGAGCAGUUCACAGGGGCAGACCUGAAAGCCCUGCUCUACAAUGCGCAGCUGGAGGCUGUCCAUAACAGCCUUGGCACCGGCAACCCACACGAGUUAACAUCUGGCUCGGACAGCGACAUGAGCCUGUCGUCCAUGAUCUUCCCCAACAACAGCAGCGGUUCGGACGAUUCGGUGGGAGAGGGAGAGCCGGGCGCGGGCCUGGGCCAGUCCACGGUCCUCCUGAAACCCAGCGAGCUUCAAGCGGAAAACGAACGUCACAGCAACGUCUGGAGACUUUACUUUGGAAGCUCCUAUGAGUCCGAGGUGGAUUCACAGCAUUCAGGACUGAACUCCCGUUCUGCCUCUGGACCGAACUCCAUGACCCACGACUUCACGGGAGCCUCACUUCGUGACCCGGUCAGCUCGCUGCCUCCUGCUUACAUGUCCUCCAUCCAGAGCGGAUACGAAGAACUCAGCCCGGAUCAGCUGGAGCGCCUGCAACAACAAGUUAACAACAUCAAGAACAGCUACAGGAGAGCCAACGAAGAGUGUGUCUGGCUGCCUUCAACCUCCAGCCAGCCCAGCCUGCUGUUGUGUCGGACUCAUUUAAAUUCCGCCAUGGCAGCAACCAAACCGUCUCUCAGCCAAGCAGACUGGAGCAAAUACAGUAAACUAUAUGAAGGCUUCGGCGGCAUGGGAGACAGCAAAUCUCUUCACUCUGCCUCAUUCAAACCUGGACAACGUGUGACUUUAGCUUGAUCAAACACAUCAGUCUGACGCACCUAAUUCAUUAGUAAUUUAGUUCGAUGUUAGUGUAAAUUAAAAUAUUUUUUUCAACUGACUCGAUUAUAAAUGAGACAUGUAACUCAUUAAAAUCCAGUUGCUGUAAAUAUGUAUAAUGUCAGAUUAUAAAUAGUUUAACUGUUAAAAUAAAAUACUGGAAUCUUUG